AAAUUCAAUGUCAACAUUGCCAAAAGUCAUUAAUCAUUGUCAAACUCGAAAAUUUUAUUAAAAACAAUUUAAUUUUACGAAUAGAAUAAAUUAAUUCGAAUUAGUGUUGAAUUGACAACAUGAUUAAGCUUGUAUUUUCUUAAUUUAAUUUAUAAUCCUCAAUUUAGUUACCCUUUAAAGUUCUAUAAUGAAAGAAAAAUGGAAUUUUAUAUUUUAUUUGAUAUGGUUUUCAUAUUUGAUAAUGUCUGCUGUGCUGAUGUUUGGUCAUGGUUUCCUUCUUUCUCGAAAAACUAUGAGUGAUAUUACAGAAUGUCAGCAUUUGGAAACAUUCGACUGCAGUGGACGAGAAAGAGGGAACUCAAGUAUUGAAGAAUCGUGCACAUUGGAUGAGAAAAUAAAACAAAUUUUAAGCGUGACCGGCUCUCCGUUAAUAUGCGCUCCAUCCCAUGGAAGAGUUGUCUUUAUUUUAGUAGACGCAUUGAGGUAUGACUUCACAGAAUAUGAUGACAAACUAGAAAAGCCUUUACCCUACCAGAACAGGCUGCCAGUGAUGCAAAGGACUCUUGAAUUAUGCCCCGAUUGUGUGCGCCUGUUUCGUUUCAUCGCAGACCCACCAACAACCACUCUUCAACGUGUUAAAGCUCUUGUAACUGGUUCACUUCCCACUUUCAUCGAUGCAAGCUCUAAUUUUGCAGCUAUGGAGUUGCAAGAAGAUAACAUCAUAGAUCAGGUGGUGAAUGCUGGACAUCAUGCAGUAUUAUUAGGAGAUGACACUUGGUCGAGACUCAUGCCAAGAAGAUGGUUCCGGGCUCAUACAAUGUACUCAUUCCACACUUGGGACCUUGACACUGUAGACAUAGAAGUUGAUUCAAAAAUAUAUGAUGAACUCAAAAAAGACGAUUGGGAUCUACUGGUAGCACAUUAUUUAGGAGUUGAUCAUGCCGGUCACAGGUAUGGUCCAAACCAUUCAGAAAUGAAACGUAAAUUGGAUGAAACUAAUGCAAGAAUUGAGAAAAUCAUCAAAAUUAUACCUAAAGAUGUCAUCCUGUAUGUUGUUGGAGACCACGGAAUGACUGAAUCAGGAGAUCAUGGUGGAGAGAGUAAGGCAGAAAGAACAGCUGCAAUGUUUGCAUAUCGUGGUGCUGGAUUUGGUGGUCAAAGCCCAGAUAUACAAACAGGUAGAGAAGUUGAACAGACUGAUUUAGCGCCAACAAUGAGUGCUGCUUUUGGUCGUCCACCGCCCGCACCAUCCCUUGGCAACAUUCUGUUUCCAGUACUGCCAAAAAUGACCGUAGCCGAGACGCUACUGCAUUUAACUAACAGCCUCAAGCAGGUUUCUCAAUACUUAGUCCGUUACGGUGAAGAAUCUCAACAGGUAUCUUUAGAUCGAUUGGCGCAUCUUAUUAACGCGACAAGAGAACAGAUAGAGAAAGCUGCAACGGUAAAGACUGAAGAUGAUCUCUCUAUUUACGUUUCGAAUGUUAGAUUGUUAAUGGACAACGUGCGCAUAGUUUUUCGGGAAGUUUGGGUUGAGUUUGACACAGUUUCAAUGCUUAGAGCACUUUUGUUACUUAUUCUGGUGAUAUUUUUUAAUUGGUUGAUUGUUGAAGGCAUACCCAUAGAACGUCUUCCAAAUAUUUUUGCAAGUACUUUCGUUUCUUGUGGCCUGAUAUCAAUGGCUAUUUGCGUAAGCGUAUGUUACACUGUCUUUCAUUUUGAACUGUUAGAAGAUGUUCAUCAUGGCGUUAUUUUAAGCACGGGCUUAAUAUCUAGUGCGUUGACUUGCGUUUUGGUGAUCAUGCAUUGGGACGGUAUUUCACAACGGUGGUAUGAAGGGAGAUCGCCAAUUUACGAGAGAUUCUCCCGUGGCGCCUUAAUGGCCUCAGCUGCUGUGUUAUUAUCUAAUAGUUACAUUAUAGAAGAAGGAGCUGAAUUAUCUUUUCUAGCGUUAUCGGUAUUGGGCACGAUUGCUUGGAAUAUUGGGACGAUUAAGGCUUUCACUUUGUGGGUGGGUUUCGGAGCCACAUUAGUAAUUAGUAGAUCGUAUAGGGGAUGUAGAGAGGAACAAGGAGAUUGUUGGACUUCAAUAGGUGUUGGCUCAACUGGACAGGCUUCCCGGACAGCGUUAGUAAUGGCUUUAGGUUCAAUGGCAGCUGUGGUUGCAAUAGCGAGACGACAUGUCGGUUGGCGAGGUCAUGGUGUCGUCUUGGCUGGUUUGUUUGCAUGCGCCCAUUGGGCCCUCGGUUGGGGGGCUUUAGGUUCGCCCAGCAGAUCAAGACAACUAGCCCGUGGAUCAUGGCUGAUACUCGGAUCGAUGUUCGUUUUGCUUUGGAAAAGGGAAAGGUUUGGAGCAAUACUGCCGUUAAUUGUGUGCAGUUUACUCUUCUUCAUUGCCAACGCCCUCGUUCUUGGUGCGUCUUUUGCUCCGUCUGCCGCUUUAGGACUAUUGGCUGGAUAUUUGGCUCUUAACGUUGUUUCCAUGAUGAAGAAUGGGAACUCUAAAUUCUCAUUAUCAACUCGAUGCAGCUCGAGUGUGGCGUGCAUGUGGGCUCUGCUGGCGUCUUACCAAUUUUAUGGAACGGGCCACCAUGCCACGUUGGGCCACGUACGAUGGGCCCCGGCCUUCCACGCCGGUGAUCCCAACUACCUCCCUAUUGGACCUUUUGUCACUGGUGCUCUUGUCUCCUUGGAAUUAUUUGGUAUGCCAUUUAUGUUCGGUGCCGCGGUUCCCUUGCUCGCGCUGUGGGGACGCAACGGUGCGGCCGCGGCGGGUCCCAGGACACAGAUGGCGGCUGUCUUCACAUUGUGCCUCAAGUUUGGAUUGUGUUUUGCUGUCAGAGUGUUCAUGAGUGCAUUAUCGGCUACAAUACACUGUCGCCACUUAAUGAUAUGGGGCGUGUUCACACCGAAGCUCUUGUUCGAGAGUGGGGCUUGUGCGGCCGCCCUGCUCGGUACCGUGGUGGGGGCCACGCUGACGGCCUGGCACGUGCCUACACAGAUUAAGCCCAGUUGACAAAAGCGCAGCUGAUAACAACAACGAGAAGCUUGUCGUAUUCAAAUCGAAGACUCAAUAUUUUACUACAGAUAAUAAAAAGCACAAAAUUAUGGAUAUUCCCUUUGAGAAGUGAAGCUUCUUGUUUUUAUAGAUGUCUUGAUGGAAUCUCGGAACACGGUUUCAUAGAAUGUGUAAGAAAAUGUAAUAGUACUACAGUACGGAUGCAAGCAAUUGUUAUAGUGCCUUAUUUAUUAUUUGUUGGUAGGUUCAAAGCUGUACCGAGUUUGGAUUGGCUUGAAUUAAAUAAGAAUUUUACGAUAUAGCGGGACCGAAAAUGAUUAGUCUGUUAAGACUUUAUCUCACUGAAUCAGUACUAUAAAAACUGAGACCUUGGAACUCAUAUCUCAAAGUUGGUGGCGGCAUUUACCUUGUAGAUGUCUAUUGGCUCCGGCAACCACUUAACAUCAGAUAGGCCGUGAGCUCGUCCACACAUCAAAGCAAUAAAAACAAAAGUAUGUAUUAUUACUUAAGGUCUUGUAUAAUAGUUUCGCCUUGUUUAUAAUCGAAUGAAAUGUUCUGAGAUUUCAUUAUUAGAUUAAUUCACGAACUGUUUUUAUUUAUAUUUAUAAUUUAUGAGAUUUCAGCAUUAUAGGUUUAUGUCUUGAAGACAUUAUAAAUGGUGUUUUGUUAUGGCGUUUUUUUUUAUUCAUACGUUGUAUACAAGUUUGUGAGUUUUGAUGUUCCAACAUUGUUUAAUUAAUAGACUGUUUAAUGUUCAUAUUUCUUAAUGUAUUCGUUGUAGGUUUGUAAUAUUUUAAGAUAUUUGAAUUUGCUAUGUUACUGUUUAUCUCAAUAAUAUAUGCAAAAAGUUAAAGAAAAUCGUUACUGUUGAUAUAUAAUAUAUAAUUAAGAUAUUGUUCAAAUUGAAAGUUAAAUAAAAGAAAAUGUAGGCAUAAUAAUAAUAUGUAGAUGUAUGUGGAUGCAUUUAAUAAUUUUGGAUUCAUAUAAAAACCGAACAAACACUGCCAAAACGUCUUAAAGCGCUUGUUACGCGAUAUAGUUUAUUUCAUUGAAAUUUUGUGUCUUAAAAAAUUGUAGGUUAAAAUUAAUAAAAAUUUUAGUCCACAUUAGAGUGAAAUUAAUGUAGAUUUUUAAAUAAUUGCUUAUUUCAAGUGUAAUGAAAAGCAAUAUGCUACGUGCUGCACUUUUACUGUAAGAUGUUAAAUUUGGUAUUAAUUAGAUUAGUAAAUUUAAAAUUCUCGUAUUAUUUUUACUCAGUUGUUUAAAGUUUACUAAUUUUAAUAAAUUUAAUGAAACUAA
Molecule: messenger RNA, 4315 nt
Organism: Bombyx mori (domestic silkworm)
Lineage: Eukaryota; Metazoa; Arthropoda; Insecta; Lepidoptera; Bombycidae
Gene: PIG-O
Product: GPI ethanolamine phosphate transferase 3
Exons: 9
Coding region: 188-3013 (941 amino acids)
Biological process (GO): GPI anchor biosynthetic process
Cellular component (GO): endoplasmic reticulum membrane
Molecular function (GO): mannose-ethanolamine phosphotransferase activity
Source: RefSeq, a predicted model, not a curated record